Messenger RNA from Paramecium tetraurelia, 297 nucleotides. RefSeq lists its product as uncharacterized. The transcript has 4 exons. The record is from RefSeq and is a predicted model, not a curated record. Lineage: Eukaryota; Ciliophora; Oligohymenophorea; Peniculida; Parameciidae.
AUGGGUGAUUUUUAAGGUGAAUAUAUUCAGUAGUUUCUUUGUAAUAUCAAUUUAAGAAAAAAGAUUAAAGAACUACUUAAAGAGAAAACAGAAAUACUCCAAAAACUAGAGCAAUUAGAAAAAGAAGGAGAAAAUUAGUCAUUUGAAGAAAGGAAAAAAAGAUUGAGAAGUCUGGCCAGUCAAAUUGAACGUAAUUUUUAAUGCCCAUUAUCAAAAUGUGGUAAGAAAUACGGAAGUGAAGGCUCAUUAAACUAACAUAUAAAACUUAAGCAUCCUGAAUUAGUCAAUAAAGCUUGA